Messenger RNA from Nasonia vitripennis (jewel wasp), 555 nucleotides. RefSeq names its product facilitated trehalose transporter Tret1-like. Lineage: Eukaryota; Metazoa; Arthropoda; Insecta; Hymenoptera; Pteromalidae. The coding region runs from base 1 to 555 and encodes 184 amino acids. The transcript is spliced from 3 exons. Gene Ontology annotation, biological process: transmembrane transport. Gene Ontology annotation, molecular function: myo-inositol:proton symporter activity. Gene Ontology annotation, cellular component: membrane. The record is from RefSeq and is a predicted model, not a curated record.
AUGGAGUUAGUCGAGAAGUUGGUCACCAUGAAUGGAGCUCAGAGUUUGACCGACAAGCUCAAGGAGUUCAAAACACCGGCUGUCAGGAAAGCGACAUUCCAGGCUGUUGCACUUUUUUCCUUCAUGCAGAUCUGCGGGCUGAACAGCAUAAUCAUGUACAUGGAGAUAAUCUUGACCAACGCAAAGUUCAAUCUCUUCAAACCAUGUGGUCGCAAUUUUUUGCUGCUACUCGCUAGCGCUGGUACCACCAUCUCGUUGCUCGGUUUGAUGAGUCAUUACCUGAUGAUGGACGCCGGUAUGGAUGUGACGGAUAUACAGUGGUUACCUUUGGUCUCCAUAUUUCUCUACAUGAUCGCAUAUUACAUCGGUCUGAUGCCUGUGCCCAGUACCAUAUUGAACUUACCAGCGCCUAUGCUGGACUCUAUGGGCGAAGCUUACGUGUAUCUGGUCUACGCGAUACUCUCGGCUCUGUUGGCACCGUACACCCUGCUGUUUAUGAUGGAAACCAAGGGCAAGAGUUGGCAGGAGAUUCAGGACAAACUCACGAGGAAGUAG